This is a messenger RNA of Closterium sp. NIES-67, 4505 nucleotides long. NCBI's taxonomy places the organism in Eukaryota, Viridiplantae, Streptophyta, Zygnematophyceae, Desmidiales, Closteriaceae. The record is from the annotation of a GenBank genome assembly.
AAACGAGCUCCGCUACCCAGUCACUCACACCUUGCCCACCGGGUAAUGUCGUUUCCGUCACUUCUCUUCCGCCAGGUGAACUCCACUGGCGCAUUGCUCGCCGCAUUGUGCGGUGCCUGCUGCCAAUCGUCUUCCAGAAGCCGCUGACUCAGCAUUGCCGUGAUUUCCGCCGCAAACGGUUGCUCCUCUUGCCAUUUUUGUAACUGGUAGCUCCUUAAUCGUUUCGCCAUGACGGGCUCUCAUCAAGUCAACACGCCGCUCUCUCCGACCCGUGCGAUUUCGCCGAAGCAGAAGUUACAGUCGCACAACCAGCUCGUCGCACGGCUUCAGUCGCCCUCCGCAGACCCCGCCUCCCUCCCGCCCUCAUUCCUCAAAUACCCAAUCUCGCAUCUUCGCGCCAAGAACGUCACCAUCCCCGCGGAUUUCUUCUGCCCCAUUUCGCUCGACAUAAUGCGCGACCCGGUCACCGUCGCGUCGGGGCAGACAUACGAGCGCGGCGAAAUCGAGCGAUGGUUUCGCGAAGGACAUCGUUACUGCCCGGUUACCCGAAGCGCUCUCGAGGAUCUGCACGUGGCGCCUAACAAAUCCCUUCGCAGCAUCAUCUCCGCCUGGUGCCUCGGCCACGGCAUUCGUCUCUCCGCCACCGCUUCCGCUUCCGCCGGCGGCGGCGCGGCAGUCUCUCCGCGCGGAGUGCUGACUCCCCGCAGCGACUACACUCCCCGCGGGGAACAAGGGCCGCAGCAGCAGCAGCAGCAGCAGCAGCAGCAGCAGCAGCAGCGCGGGGACCAAAAUCCGCGCGCGGAGCGUUCCGCCUCCCGCGGAGAGUCGUAUUCCGCCCGCCCCCAGUCCGGGGAAAGUUACGAGGCGGCGCAACGAUCCGCGCGCCCGCUGUCGGGGGAGCGGCACCAGCGGCGCGGAAGCGUGUCGUCGGACCGCGAGAGCGGAAACCUCAGCAGCGGCGGCAGCAGCAGCGCCAGCGGCGCGAGCAGCGGAAGCAUCAGCCUCGUCUCCAGCAGCAGCGCUAGCAGCGGCGGCGGAAGGGCAGGCGGGGGCGGGGGCGGAGGCGGAGGUGGAAAACAUUUCGGGCGGAGCGCGUCGUCGUCCGAUGGUCCCCUCUGCCCCAUCUGGCCCGUGUCCUCCCCCCUCGCCUCCCCCACGCACUCCCCCACUUUCGCCGCCUCGGUGCUCAGUCCCACCUGUGCCUUCGCCAGUAGUAAUAAUCCCCAGCUUAGUCCUACGCGCCCCGGCUUUAGCCCGACGUAUCCGGCUUUAAGUCCCACGCGCCGCGCCCCGCACAGCCCCACGAACAGCAUGCAGCAAAGCCCCACGCGCGCGCCGCUCAGCCCGCUGCCCGCGUAUCUCGGCGCGAACGACGGGGCGCAUGACGGCUGGAACGACUGGAACCACUACCCGGGCCGCGACGAGUGGAGCGGGCCGCAGCCGCGCCGCGUUGACUGUAGGUGCUCGGGGGGGCCCGCCGGGGGGGCCGGGGGGAUUGGGGAGCGCGGGUGGCGGAGGCAGCCAGCAGCAGCACGCGAUGGCGGCGGCGCAGCAGCGGUUCUUCUCGGAGCGCCUCGACCGACACCAGCUGGCGCUGCUGGCGGCCUGGGACGACGACAGCGAUGCGGAGGGGGGCGCGGGGGCUGGCGCGGGGGGGGAGAGAGGCGGGAGUGUGGCAGGGGGAGAGAGAGGGAGAGGGAGAGGGAGAGGGAGAGGGAGAGGGACAGGGAGAGGGACAGGGAAAGGGAGAGGGAGCGGGAGAGGGAGAGGAACAGCAACCAUGUUUUGGCGUAUUUGGCGCACAGCAGGAGCGCCAGCGGCGGGGGCGGGGGCGGGGGCGGGGGGGGAGGGCGGAACCCGUUGAACAGCGCGGGGAAAAGCUACAGUGUGGGAGAGCCAGUUUCCAUCGUCUCAAACUCAACGCCGGGUACUGCUGGUGGUGGUGGUGGUGGUGUUGCCGGCGGCGCAAACAGAGACGCUAAUAUCGCGUAUGGACGGUCUGUCUCUUCCAACCGCCUCUCCUCUCCCCAGCUCGCCACCUGCAGUGGUGCUGGCGGGACUACUGGUGCCGCUGGUGCUGCUGGUGGCAGCGCCAUGAACCCCAGGAGCAGCGCGCGGGGCGCGCACCACGCGCACAGCCACAGCCACUCGUCCCUCAACGCCUUCAGCGCGCCCAUCGCUGCCGCCGCUGCCGCCAUCGCCUUUGGCGGCUCCAGCCCCAAGGCCGGCGCCCCCUGCACCCAGAAUCCACACCUCAAUCCGAGUCCGAGUGCGGGGUUGCAUGCGGGCACAGCGGCGAUGAUGGCGGGGAGCAGGGGCGGCGGGGGGUCAGUGGGGUGCGCGCCCAUGAGCGCCAUGGGGGGGGGAGGGGACGAGGGGGAUGGGGAAUCGGAUGAGGAGGAGGAGGAGGAGGAGGACGGAGCGACAGGGACGCUCAAGCGGUGGGCGACCAACCCCACAGACAGGUCAGGAGGCAUGGGGAGCGCAGGCGGUAGCGCCAUGACCACAAGUGGCAGCAUUAGUGGCGGCAGUGGCGGUGCUAGUGGUGGUAGCAGCAGCGCCAGGAGGCCCUGUAGUGCGGGAGGGGGAGGCGGAACAGGCUCGGGGGUUUCCGAAGCAGAGGCGGCUCGGGUGGACCAGGAGGACCUGGUUCGGGCCCGGCUUCCAGACCUGGUUCGGCAAAUGCUGGGGGGCAGUGCGGGAGGCAGCAACACGGGGGGCGACGCGGCUUCGACUUUCCUAACCAUACAGCGGCGCAGAGCAGCCGAGGAGGUUCGGCACCUGGUUCGGGACUCCCGAGGCAACCGAGCAGCCGUGGUGGCAGCAGCGGGCGGGCGAGCCAUCCCUGCGCUGCUCUCCCUCUUCUCGUGUGGGGAUGCCGACACUGUAGAGCAUGCGGUUACUGCUGUGCUCAACCUCUCCCUCUCCUCCUCCACCCACGCUCCCCUCAUCAGCCAUGGCGCCAUUCCCCGCCUCGUGACUAUAGUGAAUGCUGGAAACAGCAGCCCGGGUGCCAGUAGCAGGGACACGGCCACUGGACAUGACAUGCUGCCGCCCCUCUCCCCUCGCUCCAUCUCCCGGACCGCCCGCGAGAACGCCGCAGCUGCUCUCUUCGCGAUAUCUGCCUCGUCCGAAGCGAAUAAGAUCCUUGUCGGAACCACGCCAGGUGGCAUCGCAGGAUUGGUCGCGAUGCUCUCCCCCACGUCCUCCUUCUCCGGGUCCCCCAGCGGCGGCUCGCCCAACUCCCUGCGCAGCCGCAAGGACGCCGCCCUCACCCUCUUCAACCUCUCAUUGGCCGAGAAGAACCGGGCGGCGAUCAUCCACGCGGGGGCGGUGCCCCUACUGGUGGAGAUGCUGCAGGAGUACGGGUCCGGGCUGGAGGAAAAAGCCACGGCGGUGCUGGUGAACCUGGGGAAGGCGGGGCGCAUGGGGCGGGCCGCCAUUAGGGAGGCGGGGGGGAUCCCCCUGCUGGUGGAGGCGAUGGAGUGCGGGUCGGAGAGGGGCAAGGAGGAUGCAGUGGCGGCGCUGCUCAUGCUGGCGGAGGACCCCGCGCUGAGGGACGAGAUUGUGGGGGAGGGCGUGAUGCCGACCCUGGGGGCACUUCAGCGAUGCGGGACACCAAGAGCGAGAGUCAAGGCGGCUCGCCUGCUGGCCAUCUUCCGUUCCAAGGACUACUGAGUUCAGGAGUACUCUGUUCACGCUGUAUUGAAUCGCGGGAACCUUCAACACGGUGCGCCCAAGCCCCAUGGUUUAGUCUCAACAGGCCACGCAAGCCAUUAUGGCCCAACGUCCUGCGCUCAAGUUUCACGUACAGUGCAGCCGCAUGUAACAUGGCUACGCUUCCAACCAGCCAUACUCUGCUGCAGACGCUGGACUUGCAACAACUCUGGGGUGGGGUGGGUGUCGGUGGCUUCCUCCAAUCCAGUGUUUGCUCCGCCAACCCCAUCUCUUCCUUUCGCCUUCCGCCUUCCGCCUUCCGCCCGUUCCUUCCGCCCAUCUCUUGAGGCCACACACAGCAUGCGUUUUGAUGCAUGGGCUGCUGAGGCUGAUCAAGGUACAGCUUCAUUCAGGCUAUGGGUCAGCGGGAUUGGUAAAUAAUGAAUGAGGGAUGGCGCAGGCACAUGGUGCAUCGGAAAUAGGCUGGUUGGCACAUGGCAUGGCUGCGAGAUGGUGCAUGGUGCAUGGUGCAUGGUGCAUCGAUCAAGGUGCACGGUGUACAUGGAAUGGAACAGGGAUGCGGAGUGCCUGGCGCACGGUACGAGGAACCUUUUUCGCAUGGUCCUUGAUUGUUUGCUUAGCACUGAGGGUGGGUGUGUGAGAUUGUUGCAGAGAUCGACACAAAGAACUGCACUGCACUUGACAACCAUGCCCCGGGGGUAGUUAUCUGUUAAAAGCUUCAAUGUAUACGCUCAAUUGUCCGUGGGGAUUUUGUUUCGGGCUUACAUUUUUGUCCACUGUUAUUGGCGAGUGCCUGCCAGCACCACCAGCGUUGGCUCUAGCUGCAG